Molecule: messenger RNA, 2412 nt
Organism: Salvia miltiorrhiza (redroot sage)
Lineage: Eukaryota; Viridiplantae; Streptophyta; Magnoliopsida; Lamiales; Lamiaceae
Product: phosphatidylinositol 4-kinase gamma 8-like
Exons: 5
Coding region: 579-2009 (476 amino acids)
Source: RefSeq, a predicted model, not a curated record
AUGACUCACAACUCAAAAAACAAUUAAGUUGCAUUGCAUGACCAAGAAUUUCGUGAUUAAUAAUGUCGGAAAAAAAAACAUUAAAAUUAAUGCAACGAUGGAAAUACGAUGUUGUCCAAAUAAAAACAGUUGCACCGUUUCUGCAGAAAGAUCGGAACGUUGGGGGGGAAGAGAGAGAGAGAAAAUAGAGAAACUUGACCCAAUUUUAGAGAGAGAGAGUUGAGAGAAAUAAAGGAAGGCAUCAAGUUUCUAUUGUUUUCUCCACGAGGAUUUUUCAGUUGACGGAAUAAUCCGCUCCCGCGCUCUCCCGUUGCCGUUUCAUCUUCCUGAACGCUUCGCCAGUGUUCAGAUCAAAUUUGGCGACUUUUAAGCGGAGGAGCAAGCGAGAGCUUUAUUUCGACGGUCUACGGAGAUUAGCACACAUUUCUUGUUCUUGAAUUCUUGCCUCCUUAUUUCUGAAACCCUUGAAAUGUGAUGUCUAAUCUCCUAAGCAGACUAAUCCUCUAGAGAUAAUUUUACAAAGCAAGAAAGAGUAUGCGUAGUAGUGGUUAUUCUUGCCUGCACGAGCCCCCUCCGAGAUGGCUGCAGCCGUUAAUCAAGUUCAUGGAUUCAAGCCGUUAGCCUGCCCUCUGCGAUGCCAUCCUCAGUCCGUCUCUCACCUUGAUUGCAAAAUGCUCGAGUUGAGUCAAUCCAAGUUCAACUUCACUUGCAUCCACAAAAGCUCCUCCACGCCAUGCCUGUCGUAUUCUCCCAAAGUAGAAGAUGAUUUCCCAAUGACUCCGAGGAUUGAGAUCAUUGUGGGGCAUGCGCUACCCCAAGUGCACGCCCUUGUUGUUGAGGUUGCUGUGGCAAUGGCCACCGGUGUUGAUCUUGAGCGAGCUCCGAGUGGCCUUGGGGGUGCCUACUUUUUACAUGCCCGGAAUGGUGACACUAUAGCUGUUGCAAAGCCGAUUGACGAGGAGCCUCUAGCGUUGAACAAUCCCAAAGGCUUUGGUGGUCGGAUGUUAGGGCAACCGGGCAUGAAAAGUUCCAUCAGGAUCGGUGAAACAGGUGCUCGUGAAUCGGCUGCUUAUCUCCUCGACCAUGGUGGUUUCUCCGGUGUCCCUCCAACUGCAUUAGUUAAACUUUCGCAUUUCAACUUCGAUCUGCUCAAGUCGGGUUCAGAUGCAGGUUCAACUUCAAACCCGAGUUACAAGAUUGCAUCCCUCCAACGCUUCGUGAAUCACGAUUCUGACGCGGGAGACUUGGGCCCUUCUAGCUUCUCAGUCACUUGUGUGCACCACAUAGGCAUACUAGAUGUAAGGUUGAUGAAUCUCGACAGGCACGCAGGGAACCUUCUCGUGAGGCAAGAGAACGAGAGUUAUGGCCUUGGAAAAGCUGAGCUUGUCCCCAUAGAUCAUGGCUUUUGCUUGCCAGAGUGCCUUGAUAAUCCUUAUUUCGAGUGGCAGCACUGGCCUCAAGCUUCCUUACCUUUCUCAGAGGCCGAGGCUGAUUACAUCUCCAGGCUCGACCCCUUUAAAGACGCUGAGCUGAUAAGGACCCAAGUCCCAUCAAUUAGGGAGUCUUCCAUUCGGGUUCUUGUCCUCUGCACUAUAUUCUUGAAGCAAGCAGCGGCCUAUGGUUUAUGCCUUGUCGACAUAGGUGAGAUGAUGACCCGAGAAUUCCUUGGUGGGAAGGAACAUUGUAGCUCUUUGGAGAACUUAUGUGUAACUGCUAAGGCUAGCUUGAACAUGGGACUAAACGACGAUGAUGAUCACAUCCAAGAAGCUGAUGAAAUGCUCGUCCCUCGUCUUUUCAAGAACCGCCACAAAGCAGGUGGUUUGAUGAGGAGUCUGAGCUCCCCUACACCAUACAACCCCAACAGCAAAAGCAUUUCCUUCGGGGACAUGGGCAGCGAGGAGUGGCAUUCAUUCCUGGAGACGUUCCAACAGCUCCUGCCCGAGGCCUUCAAGGAGAGAACAUCCACGGGCUUGGCCAAACACAGGUUAAGAACUUCUUGUGCUUUCUAAGAAUGUAAACAACUAUAAAAAAGAGAGUGUAAAAACACCGCCGCCCCACCCUGUAAGUAGCAUCGGAUAACUGUGUAUACGGCGUACUAACACCAUAGAUGACAUUGCAAUUGCAUAAAAUGUAGAUAAAGCAAAAGUGGUAGUGUUUGUGAGGGAAAAGGGAUAGGGCAAGAUUGCCAUCCUUUCUGUUUAGAGCUUGUCUUAGCUGUUUGUUUUCUUCCUUGUUUCUGCUGUCAUUCUCGUACGAUUGAUCGCUGUGUUUAGUAUCCAAGGUUUUUCUCUUACAAAAGCCUUUGUAAUAAGUCAGUUAGAUCAAUCUUCAGACAUAGAUUGUUGCUUUGCUAUUAUUGAAGUUUGGUUUUGAUGGAGUGUGAUAUGAAUAAAAUUAGUUCAUGUUUAUCAA